UUUCUAAUUAACUAGCUUCAUGUACAUUUUUCCCGAAAUAGUAGUAGUCCAGUAAACCUCUAUGGUUAUUGGUAAAAUUUCUAUCGUCUACUUCAUGAAAUAAAUUCGAUAAUUCCAUAAGGUACCAUGAGGUAAAUUGGGGUGAAAUUGAUCACCAUUGAAAUCCAUACAUUCUUUUGGCAAUGUGCUUUUUUCGAUAUGCUAAAGAUAAACGAUGAUUUCUGUACUGAAAAAUAUCAUUUACAGCCAGUUUGGAAACGAAAAUAACGAUAUUUCAGGUUAACAUUUGUUUAUUUUGUUUCACGAGCUGCUUGUUGCUAAAUUUGCUCUUAUUUGAUCGUCGUUAUACCGAUUUCAAUUCGGUUUGUUGCAAAAGCUCAAAAACCAACUCUGAAAUUAAAAUCUUUGUGGUUUCCUGCGAAUUCAUCAGUACUUCUUUAAUGGUAUAGAAUGAUCAUUGUUGAAAAUGACAUUUUUUGAGCUUUUAUCAAACUUUACUCACUUCUCCAAAUUCAACGUAAUUAACCCUCAACUAAGAUUACUUUAAGUUAAUUCAUUACUUUUUUUUGUUAUUUGGAAACUUGUUUGAUCAAAUUUGAUUGAGUUUUGACUGAGUUAGCAGAAUUUUUCGAAAAUAUGAAAAAUUGCACCGGGCAUGCAAGGGUUAACUUUGACAGGUAUGUGAAUCAUGCAAAAGUUGCGUUUAAGGACACGUUAACAUUGCCUAGUGUUGUAAGAGCAAUAUCUUUAGAUUAGUAUUUUUUAUCACGAAUUUUCAGGUGAUCAAUUUCACCCCACUGAUCAAUUUCACCCCAUUCCACGGUACAAAAUAUGCUCUAACGUUAAUCUAUUAGGAGUUAUUCAACUUUCAAGUGUUUUGAAUACUCUUCCUUUAAGUGGCUUUAACUUUAGGCGUAUACCACUUAAAGCAUUUCUAUUCAUCUCAUUCGAAAGCUGAGAAAACUUUCUGAUAGACGUGUCUAAAUAAAUGUGAAAACUUAUUUUGAUAUUUUCUCACAAAAAACUGUGGUUAAAAAUAUUGUAUUUUGAGCUUAAAUUGAACAUUUUGAACCACAUUAAAGUUUGUUCUUUGGCAUCUACUCUGUAUUUCCUUUAGCUUUCAAAAAAUUACAGUUUUAAUUCAGCAUUUUUGGCGAUGGAUCAGCAUUAACACAAAACUGGCAUUCAAAACACAAGUUAAUGGAAAAAAAUGUCUUUUUGUAUUUAUUUAAACAUUUUAGUAGAAAUUUCUCUCAGCUUUCACAUAAACCCAGCAUUGCUUAAAAUUGUAUACACUUAAAGUAAGAGCAACUUUGAGGAAGAGUAUAAUUAAAUAAUAAUAAAUAUGGAGAUACAAAUUUUGCAGCAUUUGUCAGUCCACUAGCAGCUUCUCAAUAUCUUUUCCAACAUCUAUUCGGUAUUAUACUAAAUAAAAUAAUCGAAUAAUGUUUUUAGAAUUCAACAAAAGCUAUCACAGAGGUAGUGCUACAUAGAUUGUUAAACUGAUCUAGAGCAAAUAUACAGAGAGCAUUAUGUGGAAACAAUAUCAUAUCCACAGUCAAUACCAGUAAACUAACGUAGCUCAUUGUUUAACCCUGCAACAAGGAAGUAUGUCAACCCAAAAACCUCGCAUUUAUAGUCACAAAGUUCAACUUUAAUUUUGGUUUCAACGAUAUUGUAAGUCAUGGCAUCACCAAAGCGUAACACUAGCAUGCAGGAACGGCUAACGCUUGUCAGGGAUUGGUUCGAUCGGUACAUUAACUUGGAGGAGCUGUUUUCGUGCGCCAUUUGUCACAAUACGAUCACCGUCGAUCAUCCGAUCCAUUGUCCGCAGUGCUCGAAACUCUUCUGUAGCCAAUGCAUCGAUCAAUGGCUGAACAGACCCUCGAGAGGGUCCAUUGUGAGGCGGUGUCCUUGCUGCCAGGUACAAGUGGAGGCGAAGAAUUUCGUCUGCUGCCGUGUUUUUCAGGAUGUGGAUGAACUGGUCCAGCAGCUGAGAGAUAACCUUGAGGAGUUGGUUGAAAUGAUUCGGUGUCCGCUAAGUAUGUGUGAUGAGCACGGAAAGGAAUUGUUAUUGUUUUGUCAGGCUUGUGGAUGCUGCAUUUGUGUGAAGUGUUUGUUCAGCGACUCGCACAGUGCGCACAGUUCUAAAAUUCUAGACUUGGAUAGUGCUCGAGAAAAAUUCAAAAAAAUGCUCGAGGUAGAGAACUCAUUUCUUUUAAACAGACUAAAGAUAUUGCAAAAUGCUGGCGAUCAAAUCGCCGCGAACGAAAGCGAUCUGAUGGACGCUAAUGAGCAUGUUGUAGAAAAGUUAAACUUGGCCACGGAGAAGAUAAUUGAUAAGUUGCGGGACGAAAUGAAUGAGCGGUUCCGUCAAAACAUUGAACCGAUCAAAGCUGUUACUAAACAGCAACGCAGUGAGGUGGAAAAUGUCAUACAGAAGGCUUUAGAACUAUCUAACGAAGAUACAAGUCCCGAAGUGGUUAUGGAAACGUUUGAAAUGACUGACACAAUCACAAGAAUGCGUAAAGAGCCAUUGCCUGUUCUGCAAUUACCAGAAACUAAUUUUAUCGACCCGAUCACACCUCCGUCGGUGGAGCUUGAUUUUUUAAUGCGCAACUUUUCGGAGUCUAUAUUUCUCAACCAAUCGAUGACUUCCGAUGUGAAAUCCAUCGAGGGGUUCACGUUACAGCUGAAAGGACAUCAGGAGUACGAUGAUGACGGAAAUGAAGUUAUUCGACUCUCAUUACUAGUGGUGGACGGGUAUGAUGUGCACGAUGUUAAGGUAAUUUGCUAUCCGAUGAAGCAUACAUCGAAAGAACCGUUGGUUAGACUACUGGACGUCAAACGGUUUGAGAACAACACGGUUCUGGAAUUUAGUGGAUUCCAAGCAAUGGAAGGAUUUCUGGAGGAACAGAGUGAUGAGCUGCAUCUGAGGAUGAAGAUUCGCCUUUGGACUACUUAUUACGACAAAUGUGUCCAUAAAGAUUGGUAUAUUAAAAGGUUGGUAGGGUGAAUUUCUUAUAAUGAUUAGAUAGAUUUAUGUUUUUUUUUUAAGUUUUAUUGUAUUGAUUGUUCAACAAUUGUUCUUCGUUUAUUUAUUUGUCAUUAUUCAUCA
This is a messenger RNA of Wyeomyia smithii (pitcher-plant mosquito), 3118 nucleotides long. Its product is annotated as tripartite motif-containing protein 12A-like. Gene Ontology annotation, biological process: protein autoubiquitination; negative regulation of centriole replication. The coding region runs from base 1685 to 3016 and encodes 443 amino acids. Lineage: Eukaryota; Metazoa; Arthropoda; Insecta; Diptera; Culicidae. The record is from RefSeq and is a predicted model, not a curated record. Gene Ontology annotation, molecular function: tumor necrosis factor receptor binding; zinc ion binding; ubiquitin protein ligase activity. The transcript has 3 exons. Gene Ontology annotation, cellular component: aggresome; peroxisome.